Pogona vitticeps (central bearded dragon) is the source of this 3198-nucleotide messenger RNA. RefSeq names its product NudC domain containing 3 (gene NUDCD3). Gene Ontology annotation, biological process: protein folding. The record is from RefSeq and is a predicted model, not a curated record. Gene Ontology annotation, cellular component: cytoplasm. NCBI's taxonomy places the organism in Eukaryota, Metazoa, Chordata, Lepidosauria, Squamata, Agamidae.
GAAAGCGGAAGUGCUUGGCGCCCGGGUUGCCGUGACAGCGGAAGACUCGGGGCGCCGGAGGGCGGCUGUGGGGGGAGAAGGGCCUCCGCGUCAGCCACCGGGAGCGCUCAGCCUCGUUGCCGAGCCCUCGGUUUUCCUCCGAACCGCCGUCAACCCUGCUUGCUGGGGCGCCCGCGCCGGAGGUUUCUCCUGCUCGACGCCAUGGAGCCCGCCGGUGCUCUGACGGACAUGUACGACCAGGCGCUGCUGGGCAUUUUGCAGCAUGUGGGCAACGUCCAGGAGUUCCUGAACAUCCUCUUCGGCUUUCUAUAUCGCAAAACCGACUUUUACCGUCUCCUGCUGCAGCCGACGGACCGGCUGGGUUUUCCUCCAGGUGUGGCGAAGAGCAUGACCCUGCGGGCCUUCAAAAACUUUGAAUAUCUGGCCCGCCAAGAUGAUGAGAGAAGACAGCAAGAACAUGAGGAAAAAAUGAAGAAAAGAGAGGAGGAUGUUGCAGCUGCAGGAGAGAGAAUGUCUGUGCCUGUUGUCGCUGAAGAGGUUGAGGUCAACUCUGUAGUAGAGCACGAUUCUGCUGGCAGUAGAGGAGAAUCACAGGAGCCUGUGGCAGUAGAGGAGAAAACAGAAGCGCAAGCACAAGCCACCAGUGCAGCAGCAGAACUACCAGUGGCAGUUCCUGCUCCCAUAGAAAAUCAGCCAGCAGAACUGCCCAGGAAACAGGAGCAAUUCCAGGCUAAUCCUGACAGUUACAAUGGAGCAAUGCGGGAGAAUUACGCCUGGUCUCAAGACUACAGUGACCUGGAGAUUAAAGUCCUGGUGCCCAAGCACAUUGUGAAAGGCAGGCAGGUUUCUGUGGACAUUGGCAGCAGUUCAAUUAGAGUAGCAGUACAGGAAGGAAAUGGGCAUCGUGUGCUCAUGGAAGGCACCCUUACACACAAGAUCAACACAGAAAACUCUGUCUGGAGUCUUGACCCAGGGAAAUGUAUCCUAAUUAACCUGAACAAAGUUGGUGAAUACUGGUGGAGUGCAAUCUUGGAAGGAGAAGAGCAGAUUGACAUUGGCAAGAUCAAUAAAGAGCGUUCGAUGGCUACAGUGGAUGAAGAAGAGCAUGCUGUGCUGGAUAGACUUUCCUUUGAUUACCAUCAGAAACUGCAAGGCAAGCCACAGAGUCAUGAGAUGAAAGUCCAUGAGAUGCUCAAGAAGGGCUGGGAUGCUGAAGGUUCCCCAUUCCGAGGCCAGAAGUUUGAUCCUUCCAUGUUCAACAUUUCUCCAGGGGCAGUGCACUUUUGAUGAUAAUCGUGAGACUGGAAGAAUCCCCUCCAUGCCUGAGAUGAAACUGAUGCCACUGCUGGUUCCUUUCUCUCUCUCUCUUCUCCUACCAGUGACAUUAUGGAGCCACGCAUUGUAUAUUUUGGCUUGUUUUGUAAAACGACAGGCUUUUUUAAAAUGGCCAGUUGUGUAGAUUUGAUUUUGUGGAAGGGACGGAAAGAGUAAAUUGAAAUGUGAGCAUGAGUGAGUCGGUCCGUCCUUCCAGCACCAGGUUGGUGCAUUUGAUAUGUUUGUGGGGGAAGCCUGGCAAAAGGAGCAUUACGUACUGUGUCACCACGGCAACCAGCAGCUGCUGGUAGCGUUUCUUCUUCUCUCUAGUUAAUAGAUUCAUUUGCUGAUGAUGGUUAUGAGGGAGGUUGUUUGAAGCCAGUUUUCUCCGUCUCCCCCAUCUUCAAAAUAGAUGUAAUUUGGUGAAAUGCUAAUGGCUUCUUUCAUUUAUUAUUUGAAGCUCCCUUCCAUUUCCACCACCACCACCAAAUUUCACCUUUAAGAAAGCUGAUUUCACAACAUCAUUGUUCUCCACCAGCUUUUGCUUGUUGUUGUUUUUUACUCAAAUGUUCUUGCCAAAAGACAUCUAUGCCCUUCUCUUAUUCCCCAUGACAUGCAAAAUAUAUUUCAUGUAUAUCUUAUCUUUAAAAAAAAACAGAUGGCAGUGGUUGAGGCGAUUGGCUGGGAGGUGCAAAUCUUGGUUCAUAUAUGUUAUGAGCCUGGGAAAAAAAUCCAUUCCCCAAGCAACUUUUUGCCUUUGAAGGGAAACUGCCGUUGGUGCCAUUAGUUGCUUUCCUCCAGGGGGCAAUGCCAUUGUUUCUUUGCAUGUUCAGUCCUGGUCACCACCUUCUUCUGGCUUAAAAAAAAGCUACGUAGGUCAUGGUUCUUUAGCGUAUAUUCGGCUCCUAACAUUGGUCCACCAAUACUAUGUAUGUUGUAAAAAUUGCUUACCUUCUCUGUACAAUAGUGAGGAGGAAUAUUUGGCCCUUUUAUUAUCAUACUAGGGUUAUGAGAAUCAAAAUGUGUUUUGCAGUUUUUUAAAGUUCAAUUUCUUGAAUCCUUCCAGCUGUUACCAACUGGAUAUUUCUGUUCUAUUACAUCAGCUGUUAAAUGGCAAAAAUUGGGCAAAAAUUGAAGCUCUUGAUUUUGGAUAAACAAAUCUGGCAUUCCUUGCACCUACAAAAAGGUUGAAAGCAAGCUGAAGAAAUGAUCUCUAGUACAAGUUUUCAGCUGCAAGUCUCUAACUACAAACAGCUUUGAAGAAAUGUGAUCAUGAUAGUCCAAUAGGGAAGAUGACAUGUAUUUGACUGUCACCUUAAAAUCCUAGGGAAUAGAGAAUAGCUAGGAGUCUCCUCCCACCUCCUUCCCAUCACUGUCAUUCACUCCGUGUAUGAUGUAACAUAGCAGAUUGCACACAGGUUAAAAAACAGGAUGAACUUGAUGUUUAAGGACAUGAAAACUGGUAUCUGAAGAGAGUGAGGGUGAAAUUGCACUAAACUUGUUAUAGCUCAGAUUAUUUUUAUUGACUUUAGUGGUAUUGGAAAAUAAUGAGAAUUUAGAUUGCACAAAAGGAAUUUUCUGUGCAACCAAGCUUACACCCUCCCUUCAGUACAAGUUAGUUUAUCAUUUCCAUCCUUUUUUACCCUGCCUGAACAAAAUGUUAACAUGCACAGACUGAAUUCGCCCAAAUAGUGGGCAUCUUAUGCGUGUGGAUGGCAGUUUAUUGAUUUGUUGGUUGGUUUGGUUUUGGUUUUGAUUUUUAUGUACUGACCAGCUUCAUUGUUGGGAAGAAGUCCACUGAUUCCUUUCCCACUUUUUAAGCAAUAUGGUUUGCUGUUUUUCUUCACUUACUGGAAUAUUGGAAUAAUAAACACUGGUAUUGUC